This is a messenger RNA of Cryptococcus deneoformans JEC21, 790 nucleotides long. RefSeq names its product expressed protein. The record is from RefSeq and is a predicted model, not a curated record. NCBI's taxonomy places the organism in Eukaryota, Fungi, Basidiomycota, Tremellomycetes, Tremellales, Cryptococcaceae. The coding region runs from base 99 to 314 and encodes 71 amino acids. The transcript is spliced from 5 exons.
AUUAUCACUUCUUGACCCAGCUAUCCAAUCCCAUAUGCGUCAAUGCGAGGGGCAUAUGUAAUAUUCCCAGUAUUCCAGCAAGCUACUUCGGUAUCAUCAUGCCGCCUCUUGGAGUGAAAGACCUCACCAUGCCUGCAGCGGCAUUUACAAUGGCUAUUGUUCUAGGUGCACAUGUGUAUUCUUCUAUAAACCAGGCUCGCCAGGAAGCCGAAUUCAAACGAGCACAAGCACUUGAGUCAGAAUACGAGAAAAAAAUGAGGAGGUUGUCUGGCAGUCAAAAUAGUGCAUUAAUGGAUAAUCAAAAAGAGAACUGAGGUCAUCUACUAUGACAAUACAAGGACUAUGUGGGAGGCAUCCAAGUUAUCAGUGUACUCCGAAAUACCCAUAACCGCAAGUUUCCCAUGAUUAUUGGAUAAAGGGUCGAUAACGAUGAUAUUUCCUUGAAAGAACUUUAUGCGCGGUGACGACACCUCCUAAAACCUAUUACCUUCAUGUUCUUGGUUUGCAUUUGAUAUCGCCACCUUAGCGGCCCUUUUUUGCUUGGACUGGUAGCAUCAUAUAUUGCUAUAAAACGUCCAUAGGGGAAGAACUGAAAUUCGCUUGAACAAGUGACGAUUUCUACAACAUGUAAUUGAACAAUGCACAAAACCGAAGCGUACAAUUCCUUGAGAGUCAAAAUGUUUCGUGAGAGUGGUUACGGCUAUAGAGCGUCCUUGGUGUGAACAAUUUCAAACGUGCGAGUCACAGAGACAUGCACCGCUGGUCCCCUAAACAGAGGUUGUUAGUCGAG